Molecule: messenger RNA, 2566 nt
Organism: Alnus glutinosa
Lineage: Eukaryota; Viridiplantae; Streptophyta; Magnoliopsida; Fagales; Betulaceae
Product: transcription factor GTE7-like
Exons: 3
Coding region: 182-1912 (576 amino acids)
Molecular function (GO): protein binding
Source: RefSeq, a predicted model, not a curated record
CUGGUGAGGGUCUGUGAAACCCUCUCUCUUCCUCUUUUCACCAUUUAUCUGAUUUUUCCUGUUCUUCCAUUUCCUUGAAAUUGUUUUCCCUCCGGCGGUGGUUGUAAUUUCCGGCGACCAUAUCAUGUCGAGGUUUAUAGCCGGCGAUUAGCCGGGGACCCGACGGAUCUGGCCCACACGAAUGGCGUCGGCCCUCUUGGCAAGUCGAAAUGAACCGUCUUGGGGCGAACGCAAGGUUUAUAUGAGGAAAUACGCCAACACAGCCUCCAAUAAUUCUCUCCUUAAGCUCAACCCUAACCCAAACCCCAACCCGUAUCAGAACCCGAGCUUUAACAAGCAAUUCUAUGUGCCAACCCGGCAGAGUAAGGGGUCAGUGGCGCCGUCCGUGUCGGACGAUACGGCGUCGCCGCCUCGGAAAUCGAUGAGCCUAAACGAGACGAAGGAUUCGGAGUCACGUGGAGGCCACGUGACCUUCAAUCUCGCAGCCUACUCGAGGCAAGAGCUGGCGGACCUGAAGAAGCGCCUGAUCUCGGAGCUCGAGCAGGUCCGGAGCCUCUUGACCCGGAUCAACUCCGGAGACUUCGGGUCCCGGUCCGGACACCUAGCCUCCAAGCCUCCGCCUCUUAAGCUAAACGACGUUGUGGACUCAUCCAAGCACAAAGAGAAGAGGACGCCGAAGGCGAACCAGGCAUAUCCCUCGUCGGAGUUCCUUACCGCUGGGAAGACCAAGAAGGCGGCUCCGAAGAGCUCCGGCACCAAACGGCCCAACCCGUUCGGGUUGGGCAAAGAUCCGAAGCGGCCGGCACCGGACCACCCCGCGGCCGAGAAGCUCAACGCCAUCAUGAUGAAACGGUGCGUUCAGAUCUUGAGCAAGCUGAUGAAGCACAAGUUCGGAUGGGUCUUCAACACGCCGGUCGACACCGUCAAACUGGGGCUCCGCGAUUACCACCAGAUCAUCAAGGUCCCUAUGGAUCUCGGCACCGUCAAGUCCAAUCUGGACAAGAAUAUGUACUCUUCGCCGCUCGCUUUCGCGGACGAUGUGAGGCUCACAUUCAACAAUGCCCUAGUCUACAACCCUAAGGGCACCGACGUCAAUUUAAUGGCGAACCAGCUCUUAUCCAUGUUUGACGAAAUGUUCAACCCGGCGUACCACAAGUUCGAGGCCGAACAGCGCCGAGUUUUAACCACAUUCGAAGAGCCCCGGCCUAGGGUUUCGACUCAACAGCCACAGAGACUUGCAUCUGGUCCUGUGCCGGUGGCGAUUGCGAAGAAAUCAGAGGCAUUACCGCUGCCAGCUCCGCCACAGCCAAUGCCGGCUCCGAUUCCAGUUCCGGUUGCGAAGGCUAGGCCGUUGAAACUGCCGAAGCCGAAGGCUAAGGAUCUGAACAAGAGGGAGAUGAGCUUCGAGGAGAAGGCGAAUUUGGGGGUGUGUCUGCAGAAUCUGCCGCAGGAGAAGAUGGGGCAGUUUGUGCAGAUUAUUAGGAAAAGGAAUGGUCAUUUGGCGCAGGAGGACGAUGAGAUCGAGCUCGACAUCGAGACCAUCGAUACGGAGACGCUCUGGGAGCUGGACCGAUUUGUGACGUACCACAAGAAGACGAUGAGCAAGUUGAAACGGCAAGGGCUUCUCAUUCAAAACAACAGCAAUAACCAGGUUUCGGCUGAAACCCAGAUUGGAAACAAGUCUCCGGCGGUGAGCGAGACGAUGGCCGAGGCGGAGGCCAUUCCGGUGCAGAAGAGCAAAAAAGUGGAGGUUGGGGAGGAGUAUGUCGACAUUGGAGAGGAGAUUCCGAUGGGAAACUUUCCACCUGUGGUGAUUGACAAAGAGGACGCUACUGCUUGUGCCAGUAGUGGGUCUAGUAGCUCGAGCGGUUCAAGCUCUAGUAGUGAUUCCUCUUCCUCCAGUGAUUGUUAAUUCGAGCAUGUGUUUGCAGAUUCAGAUUCCGGGAGUUCGUCGGCCAGUGACUCGGAUGCGGACAGCGUGCAAUCACCGUUUGUUGAAUCGAAAGAAGCUCAGGGGACCUGAAGUUUUCAGUGUAGUAGGGAUUGGAUUGUGAGAUGACGGAGGAGAGGCUCAAGCUUACGGAGAAGAAAUUAGUGUAGACUAGGGUAGUGGGCUUCAGAAGUGAUUGUGGCUUUUUGUUUGCAUUGUUGCUUUUUGAUGGCUGAUUGGACAAGGGGCUGAAGAGGGAAACUGUGGGUGGGGGUUGCUUCGGUGUGUGGUUCUGUAAAAAGUAAAUGACGAGUUAGGGGGGGGAGGGGGAGCAGUAGUAGAUAGAGAGAAAAAUGAGAUAAAAAGCUUAGUUGAGAGAGAGUAGAGUAGGAGGAUGUAGGUGUAGGAUUUUUCUUAUUAUAUAGGUGGGCGACUGUAACAGGGAGGGAGGAGGAAGAAAUGGGCUUUUGGGAAGGGGGGAUAAUUUUUUGUAGCAUACAAAACAACCACAUGAUUUUCAGAGUGGUCAAGAAGAAGCAAUAGCAGAAAAACAUGUACAGUGAAGAAAAUCAUCUAAAACACAAGGCAAAUGAAUAGUUUGACCUCUUUACCCUUAUCAAAGCCUUAACUUUUACU